Pleuronectes platessa (European plaice) is the source of this 5911-nucleotide messenger RNA. RefSeq names its product UDP-Gal:betaGlcNAc beta 1,4- galactosyltransferase, polypeptide 2 (gene b4galt2). The record is from RefSeq and is a predicted model, not a curated record. Gene Ontology annotation, molecular function: glycosyltransferase activity. Gene Ontology annotation, biological process: carbohydrate metabolic process. Bases 1 to 1152 code for a protein of 383 amino acids. NCBI's taxonomy places the organism in Eukaryota, Metazoa, Chordata, Actinopteri, Pleuronectiformes, Pleuronectidae. The transcript is spliced from 7 exons.
AUGCCCCGGCUGAUGUUGGGCCGGACUCUGGAGCGCAUCUGUAAAGGCGUCCUGCUGCUCUGCCUGCUCCACUUCCUCAUCAUGAUGAUCCUGUACUUCGACGUCUACACGCAGCGCUUCGACAUCUUCAGCCGCUUCAACAAUGGACGCAACGGAUCCAGGAAUAACAUCAGCGGAGCAGCAGGGAGUGGACAUCAUUAUUACUAUUUCAACCUCUCCAGGCCAAAUGCAACGUUAGCCAGCUACCUGGCCACGGGCGAGCAGCUGAUGCCGAGCGCUCAGCCGGAGACCAAUCAGACGCCUUCGCCCAAGCCGCUGCCGCCGUGCCCCGAGAAUCCACCCGGCCUCGUGGGCCGCUUGCUGAUCGAGUUCAGCUCCCAGAUGACGAUGGAGCGAGUGCAGAAAGAGAACCCCAACGUGACGGAGGGAGGCCGCUACACCCCUCCUGACUGUCGGCCUAGAUGGAAGGUGGCCAUCAUCAUCCCGUUCCGUCACAGAGAAAACCACCUGAAGUACUGGCUCCACUACCUCCACCCCAUCCUCCGACGGCAGAAGAUCGACUACGGCAUCUACAUCAUCAACCAGUUGGGUGAGGAAACCUUCAACCGUGCCAAGCUGUUGAAUGUGGGCUACACGGAGACCCUGAAGGAGGCCGAGUACGACUGCUUCAUCUUCAGCGACGUGGACCUGAUCCCGAUGGACGACCGCAACCUCUACCACUGCUACGACCAGCCGAGGCACUUCGCCAUCGCCAUGGACAAGUUUGGCUUCAGGCUGCCUUAUGCAGGCUACUUUGGAGGAGUUUCCGGCCUCAGUAAAAAACAGUUCCUGAAGAUCAACGGCUUCCCCAACGAGUACUGGGGCUGGGGAGGGGAGGACGACGACAUUUACAACAGGAUCACUCUGAACGGGAUGAAGGUGUCCAGGCCAGACGUUCGCAUCGGCCGCUACAGAAUGAUUAAACACGAGAGAGACAAACACAACGAGCCCAACCCGCAGAGAUUCAAUAAAAUCCAGAACACAAAGAACACGAUGAAGAAGGAUGGCAUCAGCUCGCUGACCUACAGAGUGGUCCAGGUCAAGAAGUGUGCCCUCUACACAAACAUCUCCGUGGAGAUCGGCAAGGCACCGCCUCGGCCUAUCAAGGGCUAGAGAGAGAGAGAGAGAGAGAGAGAGAAGAUGGGACGAGAGGAAGAUGAGGGGGUGAUGCAAUUUAACUGGAGAGGAAAAGGUGGAAAGAGGAGAGAUAACUGAAGGGCUGUGAAGAGAACACACACUGUAUGUGGAGAGAACCUGGGGAGUUGGAGGGAAGCGUUGUCAGGAGCACAUCACAGUCUCUUAAUCUCUCCUCACCCUCUGUCAGUUUUUUGAGAUUUCAGCUUGUCGUGUCUGUUUCCAGGAUUCAGGCUCUCCCCGAUGUGUUUUUUUUUUUUUUUUUCAAGCAGCCAGUGGCUUCACACCUCCUACAUUUACCAAUCAGUGACUUCAUGGUAGUGGACCAAAGUAUCGGUGGCAGAAUGGAGGUUGGCAUCAAACUCAAUGUCUUUCUGUUCACAACCUUUGCAAACUGGAGGGCAUCCAAUGGCAUAUCUACAGAGGCCGCUGACAGCAGCUGUGGUUGGGUGAUUAAAAGAUGAGACACUAGUAUCCUGGAAGGCUUUGGAAAGUGUUUCAUGUCAUGUUCUGGAAAUGAUGGACAGCUUCCAGAGGGACUUCUUGGAAUAUAUUGAUUGAGGUGAUAUAAACCAAUGAUUGAAAAACAGGUCGUUAACAUUGAAACUCAAUCGGACCGAGAAAUUGAAGGAUACAAAAUGUGCUGCCUACUGGUUGGGACAUUUUAGGAAAAAUAAACCUGGCUAAGAAUUGACUUCCUCAGCAUUAGCAGUGACAGAGGAGCGAGGAGCGCCCCCUGGAGGAAGCUGUAAAGUUAACGUGACGUGACGACGUGCAGUGUUGGACAAUGGAACUGCAUCGUGACGGUUUGCAUAUCAGAGGUAUCGGCUGACGCUCAAUGGACACGUGACAAUUUCAUAUUGACAUUUUUCAUCAGGGAGUGUCCUGUUUGGAUCUAAUAACUCACUCGAACCCUCCACUAUCAAUUAUUGAAUGUGUUAUUGUGCCUGCAUCUACAGCAGAAGACUCAGAACUGGAGCUGAUACAUGUUCUUCAUCGGCGACAGACACCGGAGAACUCUCUUUCUGUUCUCAUUGUUUUUUUUUAUAUAUGAAGUCAAACUUUGGAAACCGAAUCUGACUUAUUGGAGGUUUUGAAACGAAAGUGAAAACAUUGAUGAUGUGGAAAGUUUUCUCUUGGGUCUGAAGGCGACAUGGUGGAACUACCAUGGGAAGGCAUUGUGAAAUAAAAUGGAGGAACUGGGCAGAAAUAUAUAUAUAUACUGACAGCUCAGUUAAGAUCUUAACCCCUAUAGCCUAUACUGGAGAUCUUUUCAGAUUUUUUUUGUAAUUUCUGCAUUAAAAGAUAAAGUUUUUUUUCUCUUUGAGAAGGAAUUAAUUCGAGGAACAUCGAUAGUCAAUAUUCACAGGUAGGCUAUUUUUCUAUGAAGCUCAAAUGCUGUCGUGCACAGAAUGUCGAUCUGCUGUGAUCCAGGUUUAUUAAUACAAAGAAUCUGGCAAACUGCUUUUUAAUCAAUCAGCUACUGAAAAGUCAAUAGAAAAACAUCUACAGGGACAUGGGACCAUGUUUCAAGGUUAAACUACUUAGCUGUUUGUUCAUUAGCCAUCAUUAGACAGCUGCUUAUUUUAGCAUUCAACCACUUCCUGGCUAGCAUCGCCGUCAAAGGGACUGGACUCAAGCUCUAAAUGCUGAAUUCUCCAUCCAGAAGAAAGAUCCAGAAUGCAACAAACUUCUGGACAUUACAUAGGAAUAUGUUCCAGUGAAAUUACUGACUUCUCCAGAAUAUUUCAGAGGUCUAGUGAAAAAGACACAACGACAGUUAACCUUACUUCCUGUUAAUUUUCCCACAGUCUUAAAUAAAUGUGUCCAUGAGGUGCUUCGAUAUUUCCGAAUAGAAACGGCCGUCAUGGGGAGGAAAUCUCUGAAUGCUAACGUUAGCUGUUGUCUAAUAAUGUCCCGUAUCCCUCCAGUUUGAAAAUCUGUAACAUUCCGUGUGUUUAUAUGAUUUAUCAACCUUGAUCACAGCAAUACAACAUGAUUCUGUAGACGAACGCUUCCCACCUUGAGCAUGACAUCACAGGUAAAAGUCCGCCGUGGGGAUAUGGUCUUUAUUUGUUUAAAUACAGAUUUAAUUUGGUCAACUUUCCUAAACAUAUUUGGCUUUUAAUAUCAGAAAUGAGCUGUCAGGAUAUAGUCAUGACUCAUGUUCGACAGGAAACAUCAUGGUGACUAGAGAUUAACUGAGAUAUAAUCUACUUUUAUUUUUUUAUUUUAGCCUGUGAUGUAACCUGGAAGUCAGAAUUUCUUUUAAUUAUUGCAAAUAAUUCGAACUCUAUCGCUACUAUUACUAUGCCAUUUUCUCUCUCUACUAUAUUGUUUCUUUUUAUCGUUCAGAAAAAAAGAGAAUCAUAUCCGGACAGAGGAAAUUAUAAGGUCCUAGUCUUCCGCUGUUGGAAAUUGUGAAUUUUAAAGCAGUCAUUUUUAUCGAUUUAGCCGUUUGACUGACGUCUCUGUUUCUACUUCAGAUUUUAUCGCCGUCAGUUCUUUAUUUUAAUCCGUUUCAUCACGCUGUCAGAUCACAGACGUGAUUCAAAUGAAUCAAACGUACACUUUUUCUACUGAAGCGGUUUUCAUUUCAAUUCUGGCAGAUGAACAAACGAAACCGGUUUCCUCCAUCAUCAUCAUAUCGAAAGCCUUUGACUGUUUUAUACUUUGAUGCGUUGCUCACAUACUUUUUUGUUGUUUGUUUGUUUCUCCUCAUCUCUGCUGUUGACGCCUGAACACCAAACUGAUGCCUUCGGAAAUGACACAGAGAAGCAUUGAAGGUCAUUAUUUUAGGGGUAAUACUGUAUCACUAAAGGAAAAUGUGUAUAAACGUGCGUUGUAAGACAGAUGAUACUGAUUUGAACACAUAUUUGUUGCAGCUUAAUAACUGUGAAAAGAUAUGAUUGGAUCUCUCUUCAGCAUUCACACAUGGAUACACACCCUCUUCUCCUCUUUCUUCUCUCCAUCGUGUCAUCUUUCUUUGUGUUCUCUUUCUUCCUCUGCCAGUCCAGGCUCUGUGUGUCGAUGCACAGUGUUGUGCUUUGUGGUGAGUCCACUGCAGACUCUGCUGCGUCUCACCGGAGCUCUUCUUCCUCUUUCAGUAGAUAUCGACAGGGCUCCUCUUUGUGUCUCUGAGUCAGUGCCACUUACUGUAUCUUCGUUUGAUCUAUACUCUCUCUCUCUGUACUUAUUCCUUUCUGUCUCUCCCCCUUUUAUCAUCAUCCUUUCUUCCACUUUCUUCCACCUUCUUCCCUCCUAAUUCACCUUCACUCUUUUCUGUCUUUUCAUCCUUUUUUUUGGUCAGAGUGCAGUUUGCUCUCCUGGUGAGUUCCAGUGUCCUUGGUAGACAGACAACACAUGGAGAGGUCAUUGCAGUCCUUCCUCUUUGCUGUUCACAUCUCACCCUGUGCAAUAUUCUUGUUUUAUUCAUAUCCUGCUUUAAAUCAUCGUUUAUGAUGAGGUUUGGUUUUCAUUUGGUUUCUAACCCGGUCGUAUGUUGUUUUUUUUCUACUUUAUAUCCCAAAAAAUUCUUCACGUUUUUACCUCUUAUUCACCUUUUAAUUUGAAAACCGUAUUAUCAGCACACCACAGACAGUCACAGCUAUUGCUUUGAUUUGAUUUUAAAGCGUUAAUGUGGCAGCUAUUCAAGUUCUGAGAGUUUGAUAUCUUGACAGAAAAAAAACAAGAAAAAAUGGAAUCUAUAUUCGAGCAGCAGCUUGGACUGACGUGAAACUCGCUGGAGUAUAAGAAAAUAUUUGCUUCUUCAAUUUUCAAAUUAAAAGCCAGUUUGGCUAAUCAGAAUCAGUGGAGCGUAAUGAAGUGCUCCACAGAUCAGUGACACAUUUGAAAACAGACAGGUUCUAAAACACGUUAAAAAAAUAUAGGAAAAACUUUCAAACUAAAGACAUUCUGUUGAUAUUUGUGAUAUGAUAAUAACAACGAGAAAAUGUUUGUGAAGAAGAAACAUCCAUCGUUUGCCUUAAAACUUAUUUGUGUGCAGUGCUGAUAGUUCAAACUACAAAUUACACUAUUCUGAAAUCAGAUUUUUAACACCGGUGGUUUUGAUUCACUCACUUUUGGACAUUAGGUCAGUUGAGGGUGAAUGAACAAUUGUGAAAAAUCAUGUUGAAUUUUCUCUACUGGUGGCCAUAACAUACACCUUAAGUUUCUAAAAUAGAAAUAUGUUUGAUGCUUCCCAUCUCCCAACACCCAAAUACCCACUUCUUUCAAUCCUCCCACCUGAUCACACAGACCGAGUUGUAUAAAAUGGCUGAAGUGUCCCGAGCUUCAUCGAGGCUCCUCAGAUAAAUUACUGGAAAAACCUUUAUGAGGUCAGUUAAACAAAGAGAGUACGAGCUGAGAAAGUGAAGGAGUUAUGGAGACAGACGUGGCCACAGGGUGUAUAAACAGUGACAUGGAUAUUUAGAUGUAAGCGACAGAAACCUGAGCAAAACUCAUGUUUGAAAAGUUUCCUGUUACUCGAGAACAAAGGGGAGCACGAGGGGCGCUUGAUGUUUCCUGAUGGACGUUCGAUUUCUAAAGCCGUUCCACUCGUCGAGCACGCCUCAGGUGUUCAAGUCCUCGAAACGCUUCUUCAAACACUUCUUCUUUUUCUGCCGCAGAGAGCAGACGGAACUUUCAGGCCUUUGGGGCGUUUUUAAAGAUUUACCGUAUCUCUAGCUAUGGGUCUUUUUUGUACAUUGAAUGUUGAAAAUGUUAUAUCUUAUAUAGA